GGGGGGGAUUCAAAAUGAUAAAAGUUUUCAAUUUCCUUCUUAUCAAGUGAAAGUGAAAAUGAUGUUGUUGCAUUCUUCCAAGGAAGAGAUAUUUUACGCUUCACACAAAUUUGUGAAAACAGAUAUGAAAUGAAGUCAUAUACCACUAGGGAACUGGUGAUCAUGCAUAGGUAUUGAAAGACAGAAAAUAAAACGCUAGUCAUAGCUUUUUAUUUAGUCAUAGCUUAGAGUCUAGCUAGUCAUAGCUUAAAGUCUCACAUAAUGGAGAAAUAAAUAAAUAAAAAACAGCCUUAUAUGGCUCACCAAAAUCUUGAAUUCUACUAAGCUGAGUUUAUAUUGAGUAAUAUAAGCAUGUGAUAGCAUAUUAGGUGCUGCAGUUUAUAGCUGUCUAAAAAUAAAUUACACUAUUUUUAAGUAGGGUUAUGUAUUUAAUAGUAAGAAUGAAAUAAAUUAAUUGUAAUUCUUUUUUGCAUUUCCAUUAAUUUUCUAUUAGUAAUUAAAAAUUCCUGUUUUGGGGGCAUAUGGCACUUGAAUCUAGUGACAUUUAUUCUUCAAUGCUUUGGUUACCACCAGUAAAACCGACAAAUAUCCGGAAAAGUUUACAGAAUAUGAUAUAGAAAAUUAGACUCUGAUUGUCCACUAUUUUCAAAUAUAUCUCUCUAUAUAAUUGUUAUGAAAACAAUUCAAUAGUGUGAUACAGUAUGCUAAUGUCAAUGUAAUAUGACAUAAAAUGUUUUCGUUUAUAUAGCUGGUGCUGGAGAAAAAAUAGGAUGGGCAUUUGGACUAGGAUUGGAAAGACUUGCAAUGAAAUUAUAUAGUAUACCAGAUAUUAGAUUAUUUUGGACUCGUGAUACGGGAUUUUUGUCCCAGUUUGAUGUGAAAGACAUUGAUGCACCUAUAACAUACCAGGCAAUUAGUAAAUAUCCACAAUGUACCAACGACAUAUCUUUCUGGGUACCUGAAGGUUACCAUCCAAAUGACUUCUUUGAUAUAGCAAGAAAUGUUGGAGGUGAAGUAAUUGAACAAGUUCACAAAGUUGAUGAAUUUUUCCAUCCGAAGCACAAAAGACAAAGUUAUUGCUACCGUAUUGUGUAUCGACACAUGGAGAGAACUUUAAGCCAGAAAGAAGUAAAUGAAAUACACAAAAAAAUUGAAGAUGCAGCAGUGAAGUUUUUGAAAGUAGAGAUACGUUAAAUACAUUGAUGUGGCAUUAAAAUUUAUAUAUAAUGUGGAAGUAUUUUUCAAAUGAAAUUGUUUUGCAUUGAAAAUAUAAUACAAACUGUGAAAUAAAUAUGAAAUGUUUAAAAUUUUCAAAACUUUAUUAUCUGUCUCUUCUGUCAAUCUCAUUAUUGUAGUCCAAGAUAUAGUGUGGUAUAUGGCCUACUCGUUCAAUCACAGUUACAAUGAUAACCUGUGUAUAUUACUUUGCAUUAUCACCAGAAAUUAAAAUAUAAAUUAUAUGAAACUAAGAAAAGCAUAUUUCAAGGCAACGUUAAAAAUUUUUUUAAAAACUGAAAUACUUCAGAAAAAUGCAGUUGGCCGAAUACUGAAGAUUUUAGACUCUCAUUUACAAUGGUCAUUGCACAUACAUCUUUCUCAACUGAGCUUGAAAUUAAAACCUCCAUUUGAUGCUAACUCUUAAAAAAAAAAAAAAAAAAAAAAAAAAAAGAGAGCACCAUCUUUUUUUUUGCUUUGCAUUGUUGUACUGAUAAUU
Messenger RNA from Stegodyphus dumicola, 1714 nucleotides. RefSeq names its product Phenylalanyl-tRNA synthetase, mitochondrial (gene PheRS-m). Gene Ontology annotation, cellular component: mitochondrion; cytoplasm. The record is from RefSeq and is a predicted model, not a curated record. Gene Ontology annotation, biological process: phenylalanyl-tRNA aminoacylation. Lineage: Eukaryota; Metazoa; Arthropoda; Arachnida; Araneae; Eresidae. Gene Ontology annotation, molecular function: phenylalanine-tRNA ligase activity; ATP binding; tRNA binding.